Oncorhynchus kisutch (coho salmon) is the source of this 7575-nucleotide messenger RNA. It is a transcript of the gene man2a1, whose product is annotated as mannosidase, alpha, class 2A, member 1. Gene Ontology annotation, cellular component: Golgi membrane. The coding region runs from base 973 to 4431 and encodes 1152 amino acids. The record is from RefSeq and is a predicted model, not a curated record. Gene Ontology annotation, molecular function: alpha-mannosidase activity; carbohydrate binding. The transcript has 22 exons. Lineage: Eukaryota; Metazoa; Chordata; Actinopteri; Salmoniformes; Salmonidae. Gene Ontology annotation, biological process: mannose metabolic process; N-glycan processing; protein deglycosylation.
CGUUUCUCAGCUGUGAGAUUACAUUCACAAAGGAAACUUGUAACGCAAAGAAUUGCACGUUCGUCUCGCUUUACUCAAUCGAUUAAUGCUGAGUGAAAUGUGUGGCGUUUUCAAUUUUAUUUGCUUAUCUCAAUCUUACAAUCCGAAUGGAGUAAGACAUUAUUUUGUCGGUGGAGCUUGUCUAUUUCCGCAGAUGCUGUUGACGUUUGCAAUGAAAUAGCGUCACAUAUUUCUCUCUUUUUCUAUUCCAAAUGUUGAAAAUAUGAACGCGAUCAAGUAGAAGCUGGCAUUUGGACAGCCUGGAAUCAUCAGUGGCGCGCGCUGAACAUGCCCAUGCAGCUGUUUUCACGAGGUCUCUGGUGUUUUCUGGAGUUAAUGACCAAGUUGUGGCAUCACAAAUGAAUCAUUGGAGGCGUGUUUUCUGGAAGAUACUACAGUGGGAUAAGGGCAAUGAUCGCAAACGAUGGAGUUGGAAACGUUUACGCAUUGUGCGCUGGACUAAAAACGCAGUAACGCACGACUUUACCUGUGCGCCUCAAAUGAAAGUUGUGAGUCGGUAGGCGGCGCACGUUCAUACCAUAUGCUUUUCACUUCCUCGCUUAAUUUGAACAGAAAACAAAUACAGGAAGGAGACGGGGUCGAUCUGCUGAAUCACACUAAUCUUUCACACUAAAACUUUGCGACUGACGACGCAGUCUGUGGUUCAGGCUACCUUUGGGUGACAGAUCCAGCUUUUUAAAGUUUAUUGUACAUAGGAGGGAAUGUCAACAAUUCUGUAAGUUCCGUCGUAACACAUUAAAGCAGAAUGUAUUACUAUUUUAUAAAAGAGUUUUAGGAAUAGCAUAGACAUUUUCCGAUCCUCGCCGCGGAGUCAAGACAUCGACCAUUCGCAGAGGGGGGUUUACAUGACUAUAGGUUAUUGCGGUCACUCAAUGCGAUCAACUUCGAUUCAUCUGGCAGUAUCGAUUGUAAAUGAUGAAAAGGCUCAAUAGGCAAGUCACUGUUUUUGGCAGUGCCAUAUUUUGUGUAGUGGUCUUCUCAUUGUACCUGAUGCUGGAUCACCUGCAAUUAGACAAUACCAAAAGUCCAAACAACGGUGGGGAUAGAUUGCAAAAUGGCCAGUUGUCAAUCCUGCAGGGUAAGAUUGACCGCUUGGAAAGACUACUGGCAGAGAACAACGAGAUCAUAACCAACAUCAGAGACUCUGUGAUCAACCUGAAGGAGUCGGUCAAGGAUGGGGUUCCUGGUGGAGGGAACAUGAGCCAAGGACCCUACCCAGAACUGCUGGCUUUGCCUCCACUGGUCCUCCCUAUUGACUCCCAAGACUGUCAGUUUGCAGCAAGGGAGUUCUCUGAGCCAGCAGAUGGGGUGCAGUUGCUGGAUGUUUAUGACCUUCUGACCUUUGACAAUCCUGAUGGGGGAGUGUGGAAACAAGGAUUUGACAUCACCUACCAGGAGAAUGAAUGGGACAGCGAGCCACUGCAAGUCUUUGUUGUGCCCCACUCACACAAUGAUCCUGGAUGGCUGAAGACGUUUGACGACUACUACCGGGACCAGACCCAGCACAUCCUGAACAACAUGGUGGUGAAACUCCACGAGGACAGCCGCAGGAAAAUGAUCUGGUCCGAGAUCUCCUACUUCUCCAAGUGGUGGGACAACAUCGACGGCCAGAAGAGAGACGCUGUCAAGAGUCUGGUUGAGCGAGGCCAGUUGGAGAUUACAACUGGAGGCUGGGUGAUGCCUGAUGAAGCCAACUCACACUACUUUGCAUUAAUUGAUCAGCUAUUGGAGGGACACCAGUGGUUGGAGAGAAAUUUGGGCGUGAAACCCGAGACGGGCUGGGCUGUGGACCCGUUUGGCUACUCCCCUACCAACGCGUACCUGCUGAAACAGGCUGGCCUGGCCAACAUGCUUAUCCAGAGGGUGCACUACUCAGUCAAGAAACACUUUGCCAGUCAGAAGACCCUGGAGUUCUUCUGGAGACAGAACUGGGACCCAGCCUCCAGCACGGACAUUCUAUGUCACAUGAUGCCCUUCUACAGUUACGAUGUUCCCCACACGUGUGGCCCCGACCCCAAGAUCUGCUGCCAAUUUGACUUCAAGAGACUUCCUGGUGGGCGGGUCAGCUGUCCCUGGAGGGUCCCCCCUCAGCCAAUCACGGAUGGAAAUGUACAACAGAGGGUUCAGAUGCUGCUGGACCAGUACAGGAAGAAGUCCAAGCUAUUCCGAACCAAGGUGGUGAUGGUCCCCCUGGGGGACGACUUCCGCUACACAGAGGCCUUGGAGUGGGACCAGCAGUUCCAGAACUACCAGAAGCUCUUUGACUACAUGAACUCUCAUCCAGAACUACACGUCAAGGCUCAGUUCGGCACCAUCACGGAUUACUUCAAUGCUCUUCGUAAAUCGGCCACAGACCCCGGUCACACUGUUCCCUCUUUACCUGUGGUCAGCGGAGACUUCUUCACCUACGCAGACCGAGAUGACCACUACUGGAGCGGCUACUUCACCUCCCGACCCUUCUACAAACGUCUGGACCGCGUGCUGGAGUCACACCUCAGGGCUGCUGAAAUCAUCUACUCCCUCACCCUGGCCAAUAUUAGGAGGUCUGGGAAGCGGAAUGAUUUUCCAGCAAUGGAGAAUUACAGACUGCUCACUGAAGCCAGAAGGAACCUGGGCCUGUUCCAGCACCAUGACGCCAUCACAGGCACCGGCAAGGAAUUGGUAGUGAUCGACUACGGUAUCAGAUUGUUUCAUUCCAUUUUGAAUUUGAAACAAGUGAUCGUCAACUCCGCUCACUGGCUGGUGCUGAAGGACAAAAGUGCAUACAGUUACAAUCCCUCAAAGGCCUUCCUUCAAAUGGAUGAUAUCCAGCCUGCUCAAGAUGCCCUGCCUCGAAAAACAGUUCUGAAAAUCAGCUCACAGCCUAGGUCUGUGGUCGUCUACAACCCCACGGAGCAGGACCGCACGUCAGUGGUGACUGUGUAUGUGAACACUCCCCACGUACGUGUGGUCACAGACCACGGUCGUCCCGUCCCCGCUCAAGUCAGCGCGGUGUGGAGCGAACCCACCACAGCCUCCACAGAGGCCUUCCAGUUGUCAUUCAUAGCGCAGGUGCCAGCGCUGGGUCUUGGGGUGUACCUGUUAGGUGAGGCUGCGAGCGGCAGAGCGGAGACUGCAGAAUACGUCUUCUUCAGGCAGAGCGGCGAGCUUUCCGUCAACGUGAAGCACUUCACAGUUAACAUCCACCAGGACGCCUCCACCCCCCUCAGCAUCCACAACCCCCACCUCCAGGUCUGGAGCUCCCCCAUCACCGGCCUGAUGGAGAGAUUGAAGCUGAAAGAGGACGGCUCAGAACACCAGAUCAAGGUGGAGUUUGCGUGGUACGGCACAACCAGCAACCGAGAUAAAAGCGGAGCCUACUUGUUCCUGCCUGACGGGGAAGCCAAGAUGUACUCUCCCGCUCGGCCUCCAGUGAUAAGGGUUACCAAAGGAUCUGUGUUCUCUGAGAUCACCACUACCUUCGAUCAUGUGACGCACACUCUACGCCUCUAUCAUGUUCAAGGUGUGGAGGGCCAGGCGGUGGAGAUCUGUAACUCGGUAGAUAUAAGGGGGGAGUUCAACCGUGAAAUUACAAUGAGGUUAACAUCAGAUGUGGACAGCAAGGAUCGAUUCUUCACAGACCUCAACGGAUUCCAGAUCCAGUCUAGAAAAACCAUGGCCAAACUUCCCCUCCAGGCAAACUUUUACCCCAUGACCAGUAUGGCCUACCUUCAGGACCCCGGCACCAGACUGACCCUCCUCACCGCACAGUCCCUGGGCUCCGCCAGCCUCAAGAGUGGCCAAUUGGAGGUGAUCAUGGACCGUCGGCUGAACCAGGAUGAUAACCGCGGGAUGGGCCAGGGCGUCCUGGACAACAAAGUUACUGCCAGCUCCUUCCGCCUGCUACUGGAGAAGAGGGCCAAGACCGAUGGGGGGGAGAAACUCUCUACCCUCAGCUACCCGUCUCUGCUGAGUCACGUGUCGUCGCUGUACCUGAACCACCCUCUGAUCCCCAUGGCUGUGAGCACGGAGGCAGAGUCCCGGUCUCUAUCCCCCUUAAGCCCUCUGGCCUCAUCACUGCCCUGUGACGUCCACUUGGUCAACCUACGCACCAUCCAGUCCAAGGAGGAAGGGGGUGGGCCGUCGGACGAGGCGGCUUUGAUUCUGCACAGAAAAGGCUUUGACUGCGCCCUCUCGAAUAGGAACACAGGGCUACUGUGUGCCACCACGCAGGGGAAGAUCCGCAUGGAGAAGCUGUUUUCUGAACUGAAAUUCCAGAGCAUCACCCCUGCGUCUCUUACUCUGAUGCACACGCCUGAGAAAGGGUCGAACCAAGAGGAAAUCAGCCUUAAGCCAAUGGAGAUCAGCACAUACCGUGUGCAGCUGACAUGAGCGCUGGCCAGAGAGUCGGUGAUCGCCACGGAACAUGCCCAACAUCCGGCCUCUGUUCCUGUGCCGAAAAAACAUAGUCAGCGAGGCUAUGCAGAAGCCUGAAAUGCAUAGGACAUCCUUGGAACAGACAGAAGGAGGGAAAGAGGAAGAAGAGAGGGAGGACGAGAAGGAAGGAGAGAGGUGGAGAAGGAAAGAGAGGCAGGAGGAGAAGUAAAUGGAACUUGCUUAAGCUUAAUUCUACAAGUGCAAUAUUAUAUUGUUUGAGUCCAGUAUACCUAGUUAUGCUGCAGUCUCAGGUUCUGUAUGUGUUGGGAACGUUUGUGUUGCAAUUUCACAUGAACUCACUCUAUUGGGAAGACCACAUGUUCAGAUUUCCUUUUUCCACAGAUAUGAUUUUGUACAAUGUGAUUCUUUGUUUUCUUUAUACCGAGGUAUGGCUUCAAUCAUAGUGAAUAUUGCUUCAUGUCCUUGGCGUGCCUGAAAAAAGAUUUGAAGGCCAACUGAUUCUAAAUAUUAAUUCAAUAUUUUUUUAGCGGUCAACAUUUAUAUGUGAUAAAUUGUUAAUUGCAAGUGAGAUCUUGUUUUGUUGUUCGUUCCAAAGAGCAAGAAAUGUGCCUUAUUUCGCAGUUUUAUAAUGAGCCUUAUGUACAUAUCUUUGUAUGUUGGUCUUGGGAGAAAAUUGUCACUUACAAUUUGCUGUCGAUGCAAAAUGAAUGCAUUUCAUAGUUGACGUCACAAGAUUGACAUGUGGUACAUUAAUUGAUAUGGGUCUGUUAUUGUGACCUUCAUACAGUGGGGAGAACAAGUAUUUGAUACACUGCCGAUUUUGCAGGUUUUCCUACUUACAAAGCAUGUAGAGGUCUGUAAUUUUUAUCAUAGGUACACUUCAACAAUGAGAGACCGAAUCUAAAACAAAAAUCCUGAAAAUCACAUUGUAUGAUUUUUAAGUAAUUAAUUUGCAUUUUAUUGCAUGACAUAAGUAUUUGAUACAUCAGAAAAGCAGAACUUAAUAUUUGGUACAGAAACGUUUGUUUGCAAUUACAGAGAUCAUACAUUUCCUGUAGUUCUUGACCAGGUUUGCACACACUGCACCAGGGAUUUUGGCCCACUCCUCCAUACAGAUCCUUCAGGUUUCGGGGCUGUCGCUGGGCAAUACAGACUUUCAGCUCCCUCCAAAGAUUUUCUAUUGGGUUCAGGUCUGGAGACUGGCUAGGCCACUCCAGGACCUUGAGAUGCUUCUUACAGAGCCACUCCUUAGUUGCACUGGCUGUGUGUUUCGGGUCGUUGUCAUGCUGGAAGACCCAGCCACGAUCCAUCUUCAAUGCUCUUACUGAGGGAAGGAGGUUGUUGGCCAAGAUCUCGCGAUACAUGGCCCCAUCGAUCCUCCCCUCAAUACGGUGCAGUCAUCCUGUGCCCUUUGCAGAAAAGCAUCCCCAAAGAAUGAUGUUUCCACCUCCAUCAUGCUUCACGGUUGGGAUGGUGUUCUUGGGGUUGUACUCAUCCUUCUUAUUCCUCCAAACACGGUGAGUGGAGUUUAGACCAAAAGGCUCUAUUUUUGUCUCAUCAGACCACAUGACCUUCUCCCAUUCUUCCUCUGGAUCAUCCAGAUGGUCAUUGGCAAACUUCAGACAGGCCUGGACAUGCACUGGCUUGAGCAGCGGGACCUUGCGUGCGCUGCAGGAUUUUAAUCCAUGACGGCGUAUUGUGUUACUAAUGGUUUUCUUUGAGACUGUGAUCCCAGCUCUCUUCAGGUCAUUGACCAGGUCCUGCUGUGUAGUUCUGGGCUGAUCCCUCACCUUCCUCAUGAUCAUUGAUGCCCCACGAGGUGAGAUCUUGCAUGGAGCCCCAGACCGAGGGUGAUUGACUGUCAUCUUGAACUUCAUCCAUUUUCUAAUAAUUGCAGCAACAAUUGUUGCCUUCUCACCAAGCUGCUUGGCUAUUGUCCUGUAGCCCAUCCCAGCCUUGUGCAGGUCUACAAUUUAUUAUUGAUGUCCUUACACAGCUCUCUGGUCUUGGGCAUUGUGGAGAGGUUGGAGUCUGUUUGAUUGAGUGUGUGGACAGGUGUCUUUUAUAGAGGUAACGAGUUCAAACAGGUGCAGUUAAUACAGGUAAUGAGUGGAGAACAGGAGGGCUUCUUAAAGAAAAACUAACAGGUCUGUGAGAGAUAGAAUUCUUACUGGUUGGUAGGUGAUCAAAUACUUGUAGGUGAUCAAAUAAAUGCAAAUUAUUUACUUAAAAAUCAUACAAUGUGAUUUUCUGGAUUUUUGUUUUAGAUUCCGUCUCUCACAGUUGAAGUGUACCUCUGAUAAAAAUGACAGACCUCUACAUGCUUUGUAAGUAGGAAAACCUGCAAAAUCGGCAGUGUAUCAAAUACUUGUUCUCCCCACUGUAUAUGUACUGUGGUGAGUGAUAAAACAUUUUUUGUUGCUUUACACAGCUACAACAUUUUUUUAUUUUUUUUAUCACAUCUUAUGAUAACCUCAGUGCAGUAUAUCUACUGCUUCAACAGAGAUGUGCAACGUCCUCACUUACACCACCUCUACUGUCGUUUUGUGAAGCUCCUCUUGGUAGAGCACACAAGUCGGAUGUUUUGUUCCAUUCAAUCACUUGCAGGUAAAGGGAAACUGCACUGCGAGUUCACUUGGAAUGUUCACACAAAUUUCUACCAAUGUUGCUCGCUAAGAGUCACAUUUUGUCAAUUUUUUUUCUAUCUUUCUGUAAAUAUAAUGUGAGAUUAAAAAAGGAUGAAACCCAAGUUACCUUGGCCAAUUAAAUGAAAUAAAGUGCAUAAAACAAUUUGCACUUGUUGUAAGACACUAUUCCCUCCAAAAUAAUGCUAGCUGCAAUCACCAUGGUAAAAAUGUUUUUGGAUCAGUAUUAUAACAAAGAGCAUGGCACAAGUCAUGUAUGUCUCUUUCAGAUUCAGAUUUGACCUCCCAUUUGUUGAUAUUCAGGCAGCUCAUAUGGUUUGGUGUCCUUCUUGACUUUCUCCACCCGCCUCCUCAUAAUCUCUUUGAAUUGUUCCUCUUUUUCCUUUUGUACUUUCUCUAAUUCAUUUUGUUCAGCAUCUUCCUCCUCUGCCAUUUUGAUCUGUAGUUCUUUUUGCCACUGUAGUGAAAUGAAAAUACAAUUGACUUGAAUUUC